Molecule: messenger RNA, 2419 nt
Organism: Ruditapes philippinarum (Manila clam)
Lineage: Eukaryota; Metazoa; Mollusca; Bivalvia; Venerida; Veneridae
Product: biogenesis of lysosome-related organelles complex 1 subunit 6-like
Exons: 6
Coding region: 103-696 (197 amino acids)
Biological process (GO): intracellular transport
Cellular component (GO): transport vesicle; extrinsic component of membrane; BLOC-1 complex
Source: RefSeq, a predicted model, not a curated record
UAUUUCAUUACAAAUUCAUUGCAUUGCCUAUAGGGAGAUUGAUAUCGACUCAUAAAUAUACAAAAUUGAUCGUAUUUUCAAGCACUUUAAAGGGGCACAUUUAUGGAAGAGCAAGUAUCUGAAGAGCCCACAACUAAAGCUACAUGUAGCAACACCGAGAAAGAGGAACAACAAGCUGAAAAUGUGCCAGAAAAUACAGAGGAUACAGAUGCAGCUUCUGGAUCUAAAUUAGAAAAAAGCACUGAUAGUACAGAUGAAGUACAACAGUCAGAUGAAGUGGAGGUAGAUCCUGCAGUGAUAGAGAAAUUCACUCUUGGUGUGUUAGAAAUGUUCUUACCUAACCUACAGAAAGCAAAAUCAUCUCUCAAUGAAGUCCUACAUAACCAAGAAGUACUAAUAGAGACUGUACAACAAGAGAACUCCAAGUUCACAGAUUCUGACUGUAUGAAAAAACUUAUUGAUACGAUGCAGGAAGCAAAACACUACCACAUGAAAUUAGUGAAUUUGAAACGGGAAAUGAAUGGACUAAUGGAUAAAUCUACAAAAUUAAAGCGAAGGGCUGUGAAAUUACAGCAAGAAAAACAGAGAGAAGAAUUAAGACGUGCUGUUCAGAUUGAAAAGGAACAAGAAAGAGAAAGAAUGUUAACAGCAAAAGUUGCCAAACCUUCACAGAAGAAACAAAAUACCCAAACUUAGCAUGAAGCAUAUUGUUUGGAAUAAUUAAAUCGAACUAAUGUUGUUAUGUGUUAAAUUGUUGUGAUUAAUAAGUUAGAGCAAACAUUUAAGAUGUGUUUUCAAUUCUAAUAAUUUUAUGUCAAUAUAUACAUGUACAUGUAGCCUGGGAUUCAGGCAUUGAUAUUUUUAGCUUAUUCAUAACAUACACGCUAUUUCAUACUCAUUUGUGUUUUUGAUAAUAUCAACACCUGGGGAAUGACUUAUGAUAAUCCUAUAAAUAGACUGAUUAGCAUGUGGCCACUUUCUGUACAUAAAGGCGUUCCAAUUUUUCCUCAGACCGAAAGCAUGCUAACUUUAUCAACCAAAGACUUAAGUGUUGAUAAUACUUUUCAAAGUUAACAGUUUAAGAAUGCUUAACUUCAUGUUUUUAUGUCAUAUGUAGUUUUCUUAUAGUACCAUUAAAGUACAUCCAUGUUUUCUAAAAGACUUUGCUAAGAUAACGAUCAGAAAUUAAAUUAAUAUAGGACAUAACCAUCAAAGUUAUAUUGAUUAUUGUGUGUGAUAAUUUUUUUGUGUUUUUAAUAAUCAACUGUAAGCAAAAGUACUUUCAUCUGUAUUAGAACUGUAUUAUAUACAUGUAUGUGUGACAAUGAUUGCAUCUUUUUGUAACCACUCAAUAUGUUUCUGUUACAUGCUGUACAAAUGUUGAAUAUAGGCCAGAGGCCUUAAUACGAAUACACUUUGAAACUUGAAUAUUUACUGACAUUGUUGGCUACAUUAUAACUGUUUUCAGUUACCUUUAAAACUUGAAUGAUUUUAGCAUUGGGUGUAUGUUAUUGUGAUUUUGCAGUAUUGCCUAUUUCAUUUGGAACCCUAUAGUGAUAUAGUUAUAAACAUGUAAAUGAAGUUAUAAAGUGUACAUACCAGUGCCUGCGCAACCACGAGAAAUUUCUUCGAGAUAAUAUUGAUAAAGACCUAUGAUAGGGAAUGGGAACUUCAUAGUGUAGUAGGAAACAAUGUUGCAGGAUUCUAAGCUCUUUCUGUUAAGCUAUAGCUCAAUAAUCUUGUAGAAAUCGUUAUAAAACUGUAUGAGAAGAUAAUUAAAUAAUAGUACUGGUUCUGUUAUUGAUUACUGGUAAAGCAAGGAUAUGUACAUUUGUACUUGAUAUACACAGUGAAACGAGGUCAACAGAUUUGUUGAAUUUUCUACAUACUGCAUGUACAUGUAUCUAAAUAUUUUUUGUAUGAUGUACAACAUUGUAUUCACAAUUCAUUUUAUAAGAUAAAAUUCAUUUUGUUUUGCUUGUUUUCAUAUAUUUGCCAUGGAGACCUAUUUAUAAUGAGUAAACAAUAGGUGCACAAGUUCAAAUAUGUUUUAAAUUGAUUUUACUGCUAGUAUUUGACACUGUAUGGUUUUAAUUUAAAAUUAAUGAUAGUUGAUGUACACAACUGUGUAGAAGGUGUUUUUAUUUUAGUGCUACUAACAUUCUAAUGUACAAUUUAGCAGCAAUGUACACAUGUGUAUAAGUAAGUGUUUUGAGUACAUGUACACAGAUGUAUGAAUUUACACAGAUGUAUGGAGUGUAUAUUAAGGUAAUAUGGUUAAAUGAAAGUGAAAUGAUGAGUUUGUUAGGGUGUUGAUGUUCUGUAUAUAUGUGUUACAUUUACAUUGAUAAAUACUGUAAACAUUCCAUUGUGCAAUAAAUUAUAAUUUAUGUAUGAAUAAAAUAUACCAUGAAAGGUU